Messenger RNA from Microbotryum saponariae, 597 nucleotides. NCBI's taxonomy places the organism in Eukaryota, Fungi, Basidiomycota, Microbotryomycetes, Microbotryales, Microbotryaceae. The record is from the annotation of a GenBank genome assembly.
AUGAGUGAUAACGGAAGCGAGACCCCCAUUGUCGCCGAUGUCGAGGAGGUUCAGGUCGCCGAGGCCGAAGCCCCCAAGGGCAAGAUGUCCGUCGAGGAUGCCCUCCAAGUGAGUACGACAAGGCUACGGCUCAUCAAAGAUUCAAGGCUGAUCCGAGAGCUCCCUCUUCAAUCCACUCAGGACGUGUUGAAGAAGGCCAUGAUCCACGACGGUCUCGCGCGCGGUCUUCGCGAGUGCGCCAAGGCCCUUGACAAGCGUCAAGCCCACCUUUGCGUGAGUUGCCGCCAAAGCAGCUAAUUCGUCGGGAAGGCAAGUCUACUCAAUCCCGAGUUCAUUCCCUCCAUUCACCAGGUCCUCAACGAGUCGUGCAACGAGCCCUCGUACGUUCAAUUGAUCGAGGCCCUCUGCGCCGAACACAAGAUCAACUUGAUCAAGGUCUCGGACCCCAAGUUGCUGGGCGAGUGGGCCGGUCUGUGCAAGCUCGACAAGGAAGGUGUCGCUCGCAAGGUCGUCGGGUGCUCGUGCGUCGUCGUCAAGGAUUACGGCGUCGAGUCCGAGUCCCUCAACGUUUUGUUGGAGUACUUUGCCAGCCGUUAA